AUGUCCUUAUUCUGGGUCUCUAUUACCGGUCUUGUGAUAUAUGGCGCCUUCUUAGCCGCUAUUUCGUGUCUUUUGGGAGGCGGAACAAUUCCAAUUGUUUGCGUCUUGCUCUGGGAUCGGACAUCUACCUUCGCUGUCAUUGUUUCGCCAACCAUUGGACUUGUGAGUGGGUUGACGUCCUGGAUGGUUGCUACGAAGCUGCGCUCGGGGACGAUCAACAUCACUACCACUUCGAAUGUCUGGAGUUCUUUGACAGGAGAUUGUGUGUCGUUGGGUAUGGGAGCUGUCUGCAUUGUCGUAUUCUCGUUUCCAGUCCCAAGCAAGAAGAAAUUGGUUGUGGUUGAGGGUACUGUGGGAGGAGAGGCUAUUGCGAAUGUUUCGGUGGAAAAGACAGAUCAUCCAAUCGACGAGGAGGGCGCUCCUGAGAAAACAGCUCAUGUGGUGGAAGAAAAUGCAGCUGCGCAGGAUUUGGAGCCAAUUCAAGGGGAGGAGUAUGUUGCGGAAGGAGCAUUGACUCCGGAAAGCUUAAAGUCCCAAAAAAGAUUGGCGUGGUAUUCGUUGGCCUUUGGAUCCCUUAUUUUCAGGAUACUUAUCCCUUUCACUCUGUACUGGACAGGCUAUGAAUUCUCCGUUAAAUUCUUCACUGGUUUUGUGGUGAUAGUUUUCAUAUGGGUUUGGGCCUCAUUUAUCAUCUGCGUCUUCAUGCCGCUAUGGGAGAGCCGGAAGGACAUGUGGUACAUAGUUUGUGCCAUGUAUAGGGAUAUGGUUAGGGAGAAGUUUCAUCACACAGAGUAA
Molecule: messenger RNA, 795 nt
Organism: Lachnellula hyalina
Lineage: Eukaryota; Fungi; Ascomycota; Leotiomycetes; Helotiales; Lachnaceae
Product: putative urea active transporter
Exons: 3
Coding region: 1-795 (264 amino acids)
Biological process (GO): urea transmembrane transport
Cellular component (GO): plasma membrane
Molecular function (GO): urea transmembrane transporter activity
Source: RefSeq, a predicted model, not a curated record